This is a messenger RNA of Penicillium salamii, 3300 nucleotides long. Lineage: Eukaryota; Fungi; Ascomycota; Eurotiomycetes; Eurotiales; Aspergillaceae. The record is from the annotation of a GenBank genome assembly.
AUGGCUACGUCCCGUAGGAGUCCUGUGCUAAGAGACCAGUGGAGCGCUGACCAUGAGCGUGACCCCCGCGACAGCGAGAGGCGUAGGGGCCGAGGGUCAGGCCGUGAUCGAGGCAGAGGCAGAGGACGUGAUCGAGGUCGUCCGCAUCGGCCCAACAACCGCAACUUCGAUCGACCUGGGCGGUCGCCACCGCGCGCGUCCCGCUUUGGCCCUGACUCUUCGCACGACCUAGGCGAUUUUGCUCCCGAACGAUCUCAUCCUCAAGGCUCCCCUGGACCACCAAAUUUCCACCAUAAUCGUCGCACGGAUUUGGCCCGACCUGCAUCAUCUGCAGGUGAUUGGAACGCCCAUCCUUCUGCGCCUUUCGAUAGAGAGGCCCCCGCGUUUCGAAGAGCCGAAUCACCAAACGGGCCUCCAUUCAAACGACAACGGACUCGAAGUCCCUCGCCAGGUGGGCGCCGUGGUCCCAUGCCUCCGCAGCGAUCGAAUUUCCCUAAGCACGGGGAAGGAAGAGACCGAAGCCCCUCGUACAGAAAGCGAGGCGGUCGGAAUCAAGGUCGCGGUGCUCCCAGACGAAGGUCACCUCGACGUGGUCGUGACCGCCGUGGGAAGGAUCGCCGUCGGCCAGAAUUCCCAAGGCCGGGAAGAUCUAGAUCACCAGGUCAUGAACGGGGAUUCCAUCCUUCACCGGAUGGAAGAUCUCGUACCCCUGGUGGGGACAACUACAGCGACAAUUACAGCGACCGUGGAUCUCACUAUCGAUCAAGCUCACGACAUUCCGUUCAGUCAAACUCUCGAUUCUCCGCAACAUCUCACACUUCAAGGCGCAACUCUGCAAUGAACUCGUUCCGACAAAAUCAGUCUGUGGUAGAUGAUACUGCCCGUUCUCCCUCCCCUCCCCGGCCAAUUCCAACCUUUGAUCCCGAAAAUCGUGGGUCCUCAGGGGACCAAUUCGCUAAUUCACGCGAUGCGAUCCCUAUGCAUGGAUCGCGCCACGAUGUGAAAAAUCAGUCACGCCGGCAGUCCUCUCGACCCCAUCAUGAUACCCGACCCUACGCAACUCCUGCUCAGCAUGGUGCAUCAAGUGGAUCAUUCCAUGAAUCUCCGCAACCUCCUUCGCCUUAUUCUGCUGGUCGAGGGGAUUGGAAUGGCCCUUCUUCAUAUUCCGGACCUGGUCAUGUUUCCCCCUAUCAGCAAGACAACUACUCGUCGCAGAAUGGUCACCCGGGUAAUUAUUACCACAACCAAGGCCAAUAUAACGGCCCUGGGAGUCACCCUCAAUCCCCUUAUGGUGGGCCUCCUCACCGUGGUGGUCAUUCUGGUGGCGGCCACAGAGGCAAUUUCUCCAAUCAAGGUCCAGAUCGUCGAUUCUCAGGCUCGGGCCCUCAUCCAUACCACUCUGGACCGCCACAACGCGGCGGAAGAGGACAUUUCAACAAUUUGCAAUGGACAGCGUCGGGCUCUCGGGGUCGUGGCGGUCAAAAUAGCCCCCGCCAUGAUCCUAGAAAUGGAUCACAGACUCCCAAUCAACCUCAUUCUCACAACGAUCCGGAGUCUCCUCGAGCGGGUGACAAUGAUAAUCAUUCUCGGCACUUAAACAGAGAUCUCCACGAAGGCAGAGGGUUCUACGAGGAUGAAGAAAUGACACAACCUCCCUCUGAUAGUGGAAAUGCCCCGCCAAUGCAACCGCCUUCCCGAGAAGCUAAUGACACAACCCCUGGACCCAAGGGUGCAAAGUUCAGCUUCGCUUUCAAACCAAAAGCUGUGCCCUCUCCAGCCCCAAAGCCAGUACCCGAUCUUGCUCAACGCAUGCAGGUUCGCGAGCCGCCUCCACGUCCACUUCCACAGGAGCACACAUCCCCCCGCAACCGGCUUACCAAUGGACCUUUGCCCAAAUUUAAACCAGACUCAAGAAACGAUCGUCGGGAUCGUGGAAGAGACCGAGGGGACCGAGACCGCAGGGAUCUCCGAGAGUCACGAGACUUCCGUGAUCCAAGAGACCGCAGAGAUGAUCGUCGGUUCGACCAAGGCCAGCGUCGUGAUCGACGUAAAAUCGACCGCCCUCCGACUCGGCCGAUGGACCGGCAAGAUCGUUGGCGUGAGCCUUUCCCAGAGCCAACUCGCGAAGCACCCCCGAAGAAAAAACUGAUUCUGACUCGCCCAAAACCCCGGCCGACACUUCCACAUGAGUUCGCAAACGCCGACUCGGUUUACUACCGUAAGCCUGGAAAUGAGUCUGUGAUCGGUGCUGGGACAUACGGCAAAGUCUUCAAGGGAAUUCAUGUUUACACCCAACGAAAGGUCGCCCUCAAGAAAAUUCGAAUGGAGGGUGAAAAGGAUGGAUUUCCUAUAACGGCUGUACGCGAGAUCAAGUUACUUCAACAUCUCCGAAAUCACAAUGUCGUCAGCCUCUUGGAGGUCAUGGUUGAGAAGAAUGAGUGCUUCAUGGUCUUUGAAUAUCUUUCUCACGAUUUAACUGGACUGAUCAACCACCCCACUUUUUCUCUUUCUCUUGCACACAAGAAAGACCUAUCCAAGCAGAUGUUCGAAGGUCUGAACUACCUUCACCAUCGUGGUGUGCUCCACCGAGACAUCAAGGCCGCGAACAUAUUGAUUAGCAACCGAGGGUUGUUGAAAUAUGCUGACUUUGGCCUGGCCCGGUUCUUCUCCAAAAGUCGCCAACUUGACUACACCAAUCGAGUUAUUACCAUUUGGUACCGGCCCCCGGAAUUACUUUUGGGCGAAACCCGGUACGGUCCCGCCGUUGACGUUUGGAGUGCUGCAUGCGUUUGUAUGGAAAUGUUCACGAAGAAGGCGGUCUUCCCCGGAGAAGGCGGCGAGCUCAGUCAGAUGGAAAAGCUCUACAAUGCCUUGGGUACCCCUACCAAGACCGAAUGGCCGGAUCUUGUAGAAAUGCCCUGGUUCCAUCUGAUGCGACCCAAGGAACGCAGGAAGCGAGUGUUUGAAGACCAAUAUCGUGAUGUCCUGUCGCCUGGUGCAAUGGAUCUCAUAUCUUCAAUAUUCCGCUAUGACCCCGCACAACGGCCGAGUGCUGAGGACGUUCUCAAACACCACUAUUUCACAUCGGAAGAACCAUCCCCACAUCCACCGGUUGAAUUGGAGCAUGUUGAAGGCGACUGGCAUGAGUUCGAAUCCAAGGCUCUUCGCAAGGAAGCUCGGCGCGUUGAGUAUCAAAAUCAGAAGGACCGCGAUAAGCGCAAAGCCGACAGCUCAGUGCCGACCAGUGGUCGGGACUUGAAGCGUACCAAGCAAGAAGCCAGUGACCAGGCUUCACAGUGA